Molecule: messenger RNA, 1896 nt
Organism: Archocentrus centrarchus (flier cichlid)
Lineage: Eukaryota; Metazoa; Chordata; Actinopteri; Cichliformes; Cichlidae
Product: transmembrane protein 109-like
Exons: 4
Coding region: 846-1571 (241 amino acids)
Biological process (GO): intrinsic apoptotic signaling pathway in response to DNA damage by p53 class mediator; cellular response to gamma radiation
Source: RefSeq, a predicted model, not a curated record
CCAAAGACUCAGACGUGUUUGCAGGCUGGAAACUGUCGUUAGAAACGCUAGAAGGAAGGGAGUGCCAGACGGGAACUGUGGAAAGAUUUUUUUUUUCUUAAAAAUAAGUUAUGCAACAUAAUCCAUCGCAGUAGUGCAUUUGAUGCAAGUUCAGAGACAAAGGAGCGGUGUGGAGCUCAGAGCUGAAAUAAGAAGCUUUGGGAGACUCGUGCCCAGCUCAGUGACCGAGUUUCUGCCGUUUUCCUUGCAAACCUGCACAUGAGAAUACCACUUUUGGAUACAUACACUGCUGUGCUUCUUCUUCACUUGUAACUUUCCGUUGUUUUUUGACUGAUGAUCUUAUGUCUCCACCGUUUCUGGAUCUAAGCCUUUAACGGUUUCUUACCAAAUAUAGCCGCCACAGUUAAUGCUGGAGCGUCCUUGAGGAGCGGAGCGGUCCAGGAUUGGAUAUUUUGCAGCGCUGUCAGAGUUUAUAAUUAAACGCUCAGAUCAUAUCGAUUCCGAGGAGCCUUUGUUAACCAGUAUUUUUUUCUUUCUUUCUGAGUUUCAAAUUUAACACCUAAAUCGGUUAUUUUUAAAAGCGUGCGCGUUCUUGUUCUUAUUUCUCUGCCUAUUGUGCUACAUGUUGAUUUAAAACGCAGCGUGCAGCCAGUGAGUGCUCCCAACAGAAGCCAUUUUUAAGUCUUUGAUUUGCUGUCUGAGUCACUGAACACGAGCUGCUCAACCUGCUCUGAGGUGCAGCGGGAACCUGUCCGCGUUCAGCUGGCACGUUUUUCUCUCUAUUGUUCUCAAACCUCCCCACAGUGAUUCUUUGUGCGUCUGAGUGCGAGCGCAGUGGAUGUGCCAUGGCUCGGGUUUUGCUUACUGUCUGUGUGUUGGCUCUCGGCUUGACGCUGGGCUGGGCUGGAGCCGAAGCUGGAGCUGAGAAGGCCAAGGCGGAGAGCCCACCGGUGGUCACCCUGGGUACCCUUUUCGCGGGAACCUGCCAGGAGAUCCACCGGUACGCGGAGUCGUUGGUGGGAACCAGCGUGAUACGCUCAGCGGCUGAGAGAGCAGUGUUGUUUCUUGAGUCAUUGCUUGGCCAGGAGAACGUCCGUACAAUGGCCAUGUUUUUUGAGAUGGUGAUCCGAUUCCUGGCUGAAGGAGCUGCCAGCGGCCUAAACGUCAUCGCUGUUUACGUCACAGAGAUCCUCAGAGUCACUGGAUUUGAUGCUGCACUGACCCUGCCCCGCUUCACUCCAGAGGGUGUGACCGCUGUCGCCCAGUGGGGUCUGGUAGCCCUCAUUGCAUACUGGUUGCUGUCCAUUGUUCUGCGUCUGCUGAUUGGUGUGAUAAGGCAGGUCUUCUGGAUUAUCAAAACUGUCCUGGGACUCUGGUUUUUUGGACUGAUAGUGACUGAUAAGCAGGCCUCUGCAGACACCACAGCAGUUCGACUGGCUUUCCUAGUGUUGGUAUGCGUCUUGUUGACGGUGCUCACUUCAGGUUCUGAUAAGUCUUUUGCAGUGGAAGACCGACUGAGCCGCCUGGAGGGCCGCGUGAACGCAGUAGAGAAUAAGAAAAGGGAGCAGUGAUAGAUGGACAAAGGUGACAAUAAUGCAAGUUAAGAAAAUAGUAACUGAUUUCUAUGUUUGUGUCAAAUAUGGGUAAUAAAAAAAUCUCUGGGAUUUUUAAUCAGAAAUGUUUUUUUUUUUUUUUUUGUCUGCAAUCAAACCACAUGAAAUGUGUUUACCAUGAUAAACAAUCAUUAUCACUGGCACAAAAUGUAUUGAAAGGCUACACAAGAAAAAAAAAACUACUGUGCAAACAGGAAGUAAUUCCACAAAUGAGAUCAUAACAGUAAUUUUCUGCACUGUCUGUUGCACCAUUUCAAACAAAAUAAAAUAUUUUAUAAAAGUC